AUUGAUAUGAAGAGGGAGUUCCAAGCCCAAGGGAGGACUCGGGCGAGGCGUUGGUAAUGAGAUAGAUGAGCUCCAAGUGCCCCCCGGCCGGUACCCCAUCAACCCCUCCUCCUGGCUUAACCUGCCCUCCCUCAUCCCUCCUUCCUCCCCUUUCCUCCCUCCCCCCUCCCCUGUGAGCCACAGGACAGCAGCAGCUGGGCCGUGGAGGGUGUGGACAGGUGUGGGUGUGGCAUAUGUGCAUGGACCCCUCUGAGUCCAGCCUGAAGCAGGUGAGAUGACUUUUCCCAGGCAUUUGGCUACUACGGAGUGACCUUGGCCUGGUAACCUGGAAAAAGGAAAAGGUCCAUGACCCACUAUAGGCUGGCUGGAGGAUGGCCCUUCUGGCCUGGCUGUGUCUGCAGGUCUCCCAGAGGUCAGGGGUCCUGCUCAUGACGCAUCUUUUUGGCCCAGUAGGGUCAGUGUGCAGAAGGCCCAGAGCCCGGCCGGGUGGGGAGUCAUCCGUGCGAGGGCCUGAGGCCGGCUCUCCCGGCUGCCGGAGCAGAGUCGUCCCAUCCGCCGUUGGUGGGGCCUGGCGUCGGAGACCACCCGUCAUCGGGGGGCCAGCGCCAUUGAGCAUCACCGUCGCCCUCGUCGGGUGCCGUUGUCGCCGGGGGCCGUCGUUCUGGUUUUCUCACCUGGCGCUUCCCCAACCCCUCGGCUAGGAUGCUGAGGCUCCCCAAGAAAGGGGUGGUCCGGAACGAGCAGGAUGAGACCACCCUCCUGGCCAAUUUGGCGGUGCAGAGAGACGCGGGCGCCUUCUUCGACAAGUAUGACCGGAGCGAGAUGCAGGAGCUGCUGAGCACGGCCACCGUCAGCUGGCUGGCCACCAAGGAGGACCCCCACUGGUCCCUGGACGUCCCCAGCGGGCUCAUCAGCCAGCUGAAGAGCAUCGGCUUCUCCAGGGUCAUCCUGCUGACCCCCGUGGACCCGGACGCCCCCCUGGACUUCCGCGAGGUCCACCAGAUCAUCAGGGAGGUGACCGUCGGCAUCUUCUCGCUGAACCAGAUCCCGUCCAUCAGCCUGGAGCCCAACUUCGACCAGAGCACCAGUUGUCAGCUGCCGCCCGCCUACCUGGACACUCUAGUCGGCCAGAUCCUCAUCGGUGUUGACUACAUGCUCAAAGCCCUGUGGCACGGCAUCUACAUGCCCAAGGAGAAGCGGGUUCGCUUCUCCGAGCUGUGGCGCUCCAUCAUGGACAUCGGCCCCAACGGCAGGCCUCAGACCGACAGAGACAUUUUUGCGGAGUUUUGCACGGCAGGUCUGGCCGAUCUCUCGGACGACCCCGAUUUUAAGGGCAUCUACGACGAGGACAUGAACUCGGACCCGACCUACGACCCCGACAGCCCCGAGGAGAAGGGCUUGUUCAUGCGGUUUGUCGAGCACGUGCUGCUGCAGCUGGCGUUCAGCACCACGCGCCUGGAGCAGCACGAGAACGUGUUCGUGUUCGAAGCGGCCUACUGGCUGGGAGACGCCGUGCGCUGCACCGAGGAGCAGCUGGGCAUGGGCACCUACCAGCGGCUGCAGCAGCGCCUCACCCUGCACAGGAAGCUCGUGCAAAAGCACCUGGAGCGGAAGGGCGAGACCAAGAGACACAUGGGCUACCUGAAGCUCAUAGCGUUCAUCAUCCCGCUCUUUCUGGGCUUGAAGAAGAAGAUGAAGGUGCCCAACCUCAGUCACCUGCUUCCUCCCUUUUCAGAUGACAAAGUCAAGACCGAGCGGGAGCUGCCUCCGUUCAUUCUGGGGCGAGAUUUCCGGUGCCGCCACUUUGAGUACUUAGAGAAUGAGUACUUCCACAUGCAUGGAGGAAUUCAGUUUGACAUCAGUACAGCGUCCAUCGAAGAAGCUCUGGAAGAGAUUCAGGAGGCUUAUGAUGAUAUCCAGAACUGUGCUUCUUGUAUGCUUCUGGAAUCAGAUUCAUCGUAUAGAGCACACUAUCCCAUUCCCAUCAUGGAAUUUCAUGGAAGAAGCUACUACGUGAUCGGCAUCGAGCUGGAAACGUUCUACCAGCAGCUGUUUAAGACUCAGUGGUGGGGGGCCAUCAGCGAGAUCAUGAACACCCUGAGGCCAAAAAGGCUUCCACUGUCCGACAUUCAGUUGCACGAGCAGUUCAAGAAAAAAUUUGGCUUCAAAAAAGCUAUAAAAUGCAAGAGUCUGCCCUAUGGCAUGAAGUCUGCCGCCGAAAGAGGGCUGACUGCCAUCUUUUACACAUUUUGCCGCAAGACGUCCACCUCGAGCCUCAAUGUCAUCGACGAGUUGGGCUAUGCCAUUCUGCAUCACGCAGCCCUGCACAACCGGGUGCCCAUUAUCUGCCAGCUGGCCAACGUCCACCUCAACAUCAACCAGAGGCGCUACAUCUUGUCCAACCAAGGAAAAGAUUUAACAAAACCCCACAACAAAAGCGAGAGAAAUGUCCUAGGGGUGACCCCACUCCAUCUGGCCGCCCAGUGUGGGUCCCUGGAAGCUCUGAACUGCCUGCUGGUCCUGCGGGCGGACAUGGGGCUGCCGGAGCGGCGGGGAUGGCUGCCCAUCCACUACGCCGCCUUCUACGACAACAUCUGCUGCAUCAUCGUCCUCUGCCGGAAGGAGCCACAGCUACUGGAGGCCGAGACCGUGGCCGAGGACCAGUGCACUCCACUGCUCCUGACGGUGAUGUCUGGGGCCCUGGACACCUUCCAGUACCUGUUUUCCCUUGGGGCGAACUGGAAAAAAACAGACCAGAAAGGGCGGAACGUCAUCCACCUGUCAGUGCUCAACUUCCACCCCGAAGUGGUCAAGCACCUCAUAGAGCUGGACAUCCCCGAGCUACCCGUCUGGAAGACUCUGGUGGAGAUGCUGAACUCUGAAAAUUCCAAGCAGCGGCUGAUGGCAGUCAAGUCCUUGGAAGUCAUUUGCCUGGCAGAAGCCCAGUACUGGAAGUACAUUUUAGACGCAGGCACGAUCCCGGCCUUGGUGCAGCUGCUGGGUGGGCCCCGGCUGAAACUGAAGCUCUUGGCGGCCGGGGUGCUGAGCAACCUGAGCCCACACGGCCUCGUUGGCCAGGCCCUGGUGGACAACGGUGGCGUCGCCCUCCUCGUCAACCUGCUGUGCUCCGACCAGCCUGAGUUGCAGGCCCGCUGCGCCGUCAUCCUCUACGACAUUGCCCAGCUGCCCGGGCACCAGGGCCUGGUCGCAGAGCAGAAUGGAAUCCCCAAUCUGAUCCACCUACUGAAGUCCAACAUGAAGGACUUGUUGGUGAAUGUCAUGAACUGCAUCCGCGUAGUGUGCGUGGGGAAGCCGGCUAUUCAGAAGGCUGUGCGAGACCACGGCGGCCUCCCGUUCUUCGUCGGCUUUCUCCAUUCUGAAUCAGACGUCCUGGCCGCCACUUCCGCGGCCGCCGUGGCCGAGAUCGCCCGGGGCAACACGGAGCUGCAGGAUGCGAUGGCGAUGGAGGACGCCCUCGGGCCCCUCGUCGCUCUCUUCAGGGGAAGACCCACAAGCGUCCAGGUGAAAGGCGCCAUGGCCGUCGAGGCGCUUGCCGACCACAACACCGUCAUUCAGAAGUGCUUCCUGGAGCGCUCGCUGACCAAGUGCCUUCUCAAGCUCCUGAAGGCGUUCGAGCUGACGGUCAAGGAGCAGGGGGCCGCCGCCCUGUGGGCCCUAGCGGGGCAGACCCUGAAGCAGCAGAAGUUCAUGGCCGAGCAGAUCGGCUACAACGUCAUCAUCGACAUGCUGCUGGCGCCAUCGGAAAGGAUGCAGUACGUGGGUGGCGAGGCCGUCAUAGCCCUGUGUAAGGACAGCCGCCUCCACCAGAACCAGAUCUGCGCGGGCAACGGCAUCGCCCCGCUGGUCCGUUUACUGAGGAGCGCCAAGAUCGCCGUGGGCACGCUCCUUAGCGUCAUCAGAGCCGUGGGCACCAUGUGCAUCGGGGUGGCCCACAGCAGUAACGCGUUGAGCCAACAGUUCGUGGUGGAGGAGAAGGCCUUCCCUGUCCUGAUCCACCUGCUCAGGACUCAUCCGUCGUCUCAGAUCCAGGUCGAAGUGGCCUAUUCCUUGGCGUGCAUCGUUCUCAAGAACAGCGACCUGCAGGAAGAGCUGCAGCUGAAGGAAGGCUUUCAGUACGCUGAUGUUCUUCAUCUGCUUCAGUCUCCGGAAAAGGAUAUCCGCCUGCGGGCCGGCUAUGCCGUGUCCCUUUUUGCCUUCAACAAUUGCCUGCAACAGUUCCUGAUCCUGGAGAGCGGGACCAUCACAAUAUCCAUCUUCGAACCUUUCCUGACUUCGGACAUCGAGACGGAGAAGGCCAUGGCUGCGUUCCAGAUUGUCGUGUUAGCCAAAGUGAUCGUCGAUGUGGAGCAGAUCCAUGUGACGGCCAGAGGGGUCACCCUCUUGACCACACUCCUCAACUCCGAAAGCCCGGCCACACUGGCGCUGACAGAAUCUGAGCGGGAAAGGGACCUGGUAAAAGGCACAAGAAGAAAGGAAAAACAAGAAGACUCCCCCACCCCCCCGAAACGAGGAGGACAGGGAUAGGUACAACAAAAAGACAAAUGGAACCGUCGGCUGCUGUGGCUCGAGGAACAGAUUUUUGUGGCUGCUUGCAGCCCGGAGUCCAACAGUCACAGACACAGCUACGGCGACCACCACCUCAGCUACGACCUGACCAGUGUCCUCCGACGUGUGGGGGCCACAGGCCACCGCUGCCUCCCCCAUCCCUCCUGGUGAGACGGAACGAGGCGGGUGAAGGUGGGCCCGGGGCCCCAGGUGACCCUCAUCUCGGCCACCUGGCGGGGCGAGGGGCUUCCACCGCUCCCGCCCGUGUUGCACCUGUCGGGCUGGAGCCCGGCGACCUGCCACUAUCACGCCCACCUUGGGAGGCCUCACUUGGGACUGGACCCCGGGGAGCUGCCUGGAGCCUGAUUUUGCCAAGCCCAGGAGACUCAGCACCAAGAGAAGCCCGGAAAUGCUCAACCCAACGCUUCCCCGUCACGUCGGGAAAAGGGUGUUCAGAAGUAAAAACGCCAGCGGCUUGGCUGAAGGCCCUGAGAAGUGGGAGGACUUGCAGGCCGGAGUCGGGCCCCGGCCUGAGAGGUACCCGAGGGAGGGUUGGCUGGGCCUGUCCGUCACUCGCUCAAUGAGCCAUUCCCGGUUUGGUUGGCAGGGAAUCUGAUCGCCAGCCUGGCCCACACCCG
Ornithorhynchus anatinus (platypus) is the source of this 5204-nucleotide messenger RNA. It is a transcript of the gene ANKAR, whose product is annotated as ankyrin and armadillo repeat containing. The record is from RefSeq and is a predicted model, not a curated record. NCBI's taxonomy places the organism in Eukaryota, Metazoa, Chordata, Mammalia, Monotremata, Ornithorhynchidae. Bases 703 to 4545 code for a protein of 1280 amino acids. Gene Ontology annotation, molecular function: protein binding. The transcript is spliced from 20 exons.